Molecule: messenger RNA, 1675 nt
Organism: Suillus paluster
Lineage: Eukaryota; Fungi; Basidiomycota; Agaricomycetes; Boletales; Suillaceae
Product: peptidylprolyl isomerase-like protein 2
Exons: 10
Coding region: 1-1566 (521 amino acids)
Biological process (GO): protein peptidyl-prolyl isomerization; protein polyubiquitination; protein folding
Cellular component (GO): catalytic step 2 spliceosome
Molecular function (GO): peptidyl-prolyl cis-trans isomerase activity; ubiquitin-ubiquitin ligase activity
Source: RefSeq, a predicted model, not a curated record
AUGGGCCACGGGAACUCUAACAAACUCUAUAUCACGCACGCUGAACACGCUGGCGAAUUCGGACAGCAUUCUGCAUCGUCUGGGUACAAAGCAAAGCUCCAAGUACCACAUCCUCGAGCACAAACGCCAUUCGACUGCUGUGCGCUUUCUUUCCAGUCAUUUAAUCAUCCAGUAUGCGCCCGCAACGCGGAUGGGACGGGCUUCGUGUUUGACCUCGUCAACAUUAUCCCUUGGCUAAAGCAACAUAACAAUACACAUCCCAUUACAAAAGAGCCCCUCGCCCCUAGUGACCUUAUAACACUUCACUAUUCGCGCAAACCAUCUGGCGAAAUCCACGAUCCAAUUUCAUUCAAGCCGUUUAGCGAGCACUCACAUAUCGUAGCAAUUGCGACCACAGGAAAUGUUUUCCUUGCAGAAAGUAUCAAAGGCGGUAAAGAUCUCCUCGAAGACACUAAAUUUAAGAAGGAAGACGUCAUCACAUUGCAAAAUCCCCAUGGUCUCCCAGCCUCGUCUACAAUCAAUACUGGUGCUACCGCUGUCGCAAAGAAGGAGCAAGAAAAGCCCAAACCAGCCGUUAAAGCAAUCUCUGAUGUGAAAUCUAAAGCCGCUGUCCCAUGGAACAUUUCUCCGUAUUCUAGCGGUGCAUCUGGUGCAUCCUUGACUUCAACGUCUGUGGAUCCUCAGACACAAAAUUCACAACUACUGUGGGAUGAGGAAGAACUGAUGUUUGAAGAAAUGUCGAAUCCUCCUAAGGGUAAGGGGAAAGAAAAAGACGUCGGUAAACGAAGAGCAUAUGUCCGAGUCGUAACCAGUUUGGGUGGUUCGCUAAACCUGGAGUUGUAUUGCGACAAGGCACCAAAAACUUGUUACAACUUCCUCAUGCUUGCGAAAGCAGGCAAGUACGACGACUGCCUCUUCCACAGACUUGUUCCUGGAUUCAUGGUGCAAACGGGUGACCCAACUGGUACAGGCUCUGGUGGGGAGUCCCACUGGGGUACUCCUUUCCGAGACGAGUAUGACAUGAGAGGUGCUGCAAAACAUGAUAGUCGUGGUGUCAUCGCCAUGGCCAACAAGGGCGCUGGCACGAAUGGAUCGCAAUUUUACAUCACGUUCAGAGCUACACCGAACCUCGACAACAAGCACACUGUCUUCGGCAAGUUAGUUGGGGGAGACGACGUCCUCGAUGCUCUAGAGAAACUUCCUCGCAAGGAUGGAACAGAACGCCCGGCGAAGCCUGUUCGGAUAACGGAAGUUAUUAUACAUCAGGAUCCCUUCGAAGUUCACAAGGCACGACUUGCAAGAAAACUUGCUCGGCGUGCAGAAGCACAGGAUGAUUCCAAGAAAGUGCCUGAAAAGACUCAAGGGGAUGACAUUAAUUGGUUCGGGGUCAAAGUCGGCACCGGGGACUCGGCAUUUGGUGGGGGUUCUGCAGGUGCUGGAGUGGGGAAGUAUUUAGGCAUCAAGAGGCCGUUGGAUCAAGCAACACCUGGCGUACAGACCAAUGAUAUCGGUGACGACGCCAAGAAGAAACGGAAAAUAGGGUUUGGAAACUUUGACGCUUGGUAGUAGACAGACAGUUGUUGCUCUAUUGUCUAAUAUCUGUAUCAUUAUCAUGCCAUCCUACUGUAGUGUCGAAAGUAUCUGUAGAUGUUUGGGAAAAGGUCGGGUAUGGAUA